AUGCCCAAAUGCACAGAUCACCCGUUGGAUGUACCAAUCUUGGAAAAGGAAAUAGGCGGCGGCGGCAUCCGAGUACAUGGUCUACUGUUAUGUCUGGCGGGCGCCUCGACGAUAGUGGCAUCCUCCGCCUCCGCCUACCUCAUCUUCCGCCAUGCUUCCAACUACACCAACCCAAAGCAACAAAAGCUAAUCAUCCGCAUCCUACUCAUGGUGCCCAUCUACUCCAUUGCCUGCACCCUCAGCAUUGAGUUCUACAAGGAAAACGUCUACCUCGGCAGCAUCUACGAGUUUUACGAGUCCCUAGUCAUAGCCUCCUUCUUUCUGCUGCUAUGCCAGUAUCUGCACCCGGACCUGACGAUGCUCCGGCGGGUAUUCCAAGUUGUCGACCCGAAACCAUGGAUCCAUCCGAUACGCUUCUUUGUCACCCACGUGGGCCGUAAUAAAAAGAGCCAAACUGUCGACGGAUUGAGGAGAUUCAAUAUUAUCUGGUUCGGCGUCUUUCAAUUCUGUAUCGUCAAGUUCCUCGGUGCGCUCACGAAGUGCAUCACUGAGGCUUUAGAUGUGUAUUGCGAAGAGUCAAAAAGUGCCGGCCACGCCAAAAUCUGGGUCAUGAUAAUCGAGAUCUUGUCGUUGGUUACAGCCAUGCUCUGCCUCUUCCAGUUCUACAACCAAACCAAUCAUGUGAUAAGCCACCAUAGGCCUAUGCUGAAGUUUGUAGCUAUCAAAUUGGUUGUCUUCCUCUUUUACCUUCAGACGUUCAUCUUUGACUUUCUCACGAGAAAAGAUGGUCCGAUUGAGCCGUCGGCGACGAUAUCGUACCCCUCGUGGGCUGUCGGUAUACCCAACACCCUUUUGUGUUUAGAAAUGGCCGCAGUUUCGGUCUUACACUUCUGGGCCUUCCCGUAUGACGUCUACAAAAAAGGUCCUUCUUCUAAGAAGACGUCAAACAAUAACCAAGACGACGCUCUGGACAUCGACCAAGAUUACACUAUUACCCGGAUAUCAGCGAUGCAAAACUGCGAGCCUCUAUACCAACGACCAGACAGCGACAACUUAACGGAGGACGGCAUCUGGAACGGACCGGCCUCCGCCCAUCGACAUACAGAGCCUAUUGGCAGCCACACCAGGGGUUCCCGCUGGCAAGCUUUGGUGGAUACCCUCAACUUUAUAGACAUCUUCUGGGCCGUCGCGGGAGCAUCUCGCUGGCUUGUCGGGAAGCGCCGCGAGGGGUCCGCCGCCUCAGACGCUGGAGGAGAAGCGCACCUUGGAUAUCACAGUGAGGUUGAUUUGGCAGGGCAGUCGAGAAGAUAUGAUUUCCCUGAGGCUUUGAUUAUUGUAGAAGGCCAGGCCUUUCGGGAUGUGUCGAGGCGAUAG
Messenger RNA from Colletotrichum destructivum, 1374 nucleotides. Its product is annotated as Putative organic solute transporter subunit alpha/Transmembrane protein. Bases 1 to 1374 code for a protein of 457 amino acids. Lineage: Eukaryota; Fungi; Ascomycota; Sordariomycetes; Glomerellales; Glomerellaceae. Gene Ontology annotation, cellular component: membrane. The record is from RefSeq and is a predicted model, not a curated record. Gene Ontology annotation, molecular function: transporter activity. Gene Ontology annotation, biological process: transport. The transcript is spliced from 6 exons.